This is a messenger RNA of Scomber scombrus (Atlantic mackerel), 1136 nucleotides long. Its product is annotated as hepatitis A virus cellular receptor 1 homolog. Lineage: Eukaryota; Metazoa; Chordata; Actinopteri; Scombriformes; Scombridae. The record is from RefSeq and is a predicted model, not a curated record. The transcript has 7 exons. Bases 1 to 846 code for a protein of 281 amino acids.
AUGACGGUCAGACGCUUCAACUCUCUGCUGCUGCUCGCUCUGCUCACAGUCAGUGGAUCCAGCAGCAGGAAGGUUGUUGGUCGAGCAGGUGAGGACGUCACUCUGCCCUGUAAAUAUGACAUCAAGAGUAACGGACCAACAGCAGUCUGUUGGGGUCGAGGAUCAAUACCAACUUCAGGCUGCAACAACCAGAUCAUCUACACAGACGGAUAUAAAGUGACAACCAGAGCUUCCAGCAGGUAUCAGUUACUGGGACGACUGGAGGAUGGAAAUGUUUCUCUGACGAUCCUGAAGACCACAGAGGAAGAUGCUGGACGGUACGGAUGCAGAGUGGAGAUAGUUGGUUUGUUCAAUGAUGAAAAACAUCACAUCGAUCUGAGCAUUGAGAAAGCUCCGUCGACCUCGUCAACACCAACCACAAAAACAACUGAACAGACUCUACAGACAGAACAGACGACAAACACAUCAGGUCAGGUGACCGCUACAUGGAGCCUCCCAACUUCCUCAAAUAGCAUCGAUCCUGAGCCACAGCAGGAGGACCAAGACGGUGGCAGCGUUCCUGUGGUUCUGGUGUGUGUUCUGCUCCUGUUGAUCGCUUUGGUCACAGCGGGCGUCGUUGUCGUUAUCGGGAGAAGAUGGAACCAACAUAAAAUCCCUCAGCAGCAGCAGCAGCAGCAGCAGCAGCAGCAGCAGCGGACUAACACUUCGGUCCGGUUCAGCUCUAAUUCAUCGGCUCUGGAGCUUCACCGUCGAGGUACUGCGGUGGAGAACAUCUACCAGAUCGAUGCCGACGGCGACGGCGAAGGUGGCGGCAACAACGGCGGUGUGUACGAAGUCUUACCCUGAGGUAUGAGAGGACAAUGAGCUGCACACUAAUAACACAAAGUGACAGCAGGAAUCAGCUGUGAGACGGACCUGAACCGCCACAACAAACCAGACUCUGAAGCUUCAAGACUGCAGAGAAACCAACUCAGAGUCCCAGAGGGCUUUGCUGCAAGAAACAUCCAAUCAGAGAGCUUCAGACGGCGUCCACGUCAUGUGAUGAUGGAGGAUGUUGAUGACCUGCAGGCGUUCAGGUCAUGAAGACGACUGCUUGUUUUUAUAUUUAAUUUAAUAUCACAUCAAACUACUUUUUA